Molecule: messenger RNA, 1895 nt
Organism: Trifolium pratense (red clover)
Lineage: Eukaryota; Viridiplantae; Streptophyta; Magnoliopsida; Fabales; Fabaceae
Product: nuclear transport factor 2-like
Exons: 9
Coding region: 219-1643 (474 amino acids)
Cellular component (GO): ribonucleoprotein complex; cytosol
Molecular function (GO): mRNA binding
Source: RefSeq, a predicted model, not a curated record
GAGUUUGGAAUUGAGUGGAGAAAAGAGGCACACAGCACAUACACAAUACAGCAUCAUCAUAGCAGCAACUUCAUCCGCAGAGACAGAAAGAGAGAGAUACAAACAAAUUAACAAAUCUCUCUCUCUCUCUCUCUCUUAGAUCUUAAAAUCGUGUGUGUGACCAUUUCGGAUCUCAAUUGACGGCGUUAGGGUUUUCAAGGGUUUUUCCUUUUUCUUCAAUGGCUACUCCUUUUCCCAUUCCUCUCACCGCUGCACAGGUUGGGACUUACUUCGUCGGUCAGUACUAUCAUGUUCUUCAGAAUCAACCUGAGUUCGUUCAUCAGUUCUACUCUGAUGCCAGUACCAUGCUUCGUAUCGACGGCAACUCCAGAGAAACCGCCACCGCAAUGCUUCAAAUCCAUGCACUGGUUAUGUCACUCAGUUACACUGGAAUUGAAAUCAAGACCGCACAUUCUUUGGAGUCUUGGAGUGGCGGUGUUAUUGUGAUGGUUUCUGGAUCUGUGCAAAUUAAGGACAACCAGAGGAGGAAAUUUAUGCAGACAUUCUUCCUUGCACCACAAGAAAAAGGCUUUUUUGUGCUCAAUGAUAUUUUUCACUUUGUUGAAGAUGACCUAAUUCACCACCACCAUCACCAGGCAGUCUUGUUAGCUCAGAGCAAUCUUGAUCCAAAACUGAAUGUUCCAAGUACAAUUAAUAACACAGUGUCCAGCUAUAUGCUAGGGGGAGAUAUCCAAGCUAGGGAGUAUGCUGCUACAAAUGAGGUCAAAGAAAACGGUGUAGCUGACAAUUACGGAUUUUCAGAUCAAAGAAUGCAACGGGGCCCUGAUUCUGAACAUAUUAGGGAGGAUAAUGCUGCUGAAGAGUCAAAUGGAUCACUCCAUUCUUCAGGGAAUGCCGUGCAAGAUCUCCUACCUGCUUCUCCUGAUGAACCUGCCGGGGAGCCACAAAAGCACACUUAUGCCUCCAUUUUGCGGGUUGCUAAAGGACAAUCUACACCAUCUGCUGCUUCUCAGCCCUCUCAUAAGAAUGUCUCCCAAUCAGAAUGGGAUCUUACUCCACCGAGCAGUAAUCAGCAAACAACUGUUUCGGCAAAUACAUUUGAAAGAUCUGAAACAGAUGCAGUGGAAGAGCUUCCUGCAGCAGAAUAUGAAGAUGAAAUUAAAUCCGUUUAUGUGAGAAACUUGUCGCCUACAGUGUCUCCAUCUGAAGUGGAAGUGGAAUUCAAGAAUUUUGGUAGAAUCAGGCCUGAUGGUGUUGUCAUAAGAAGUCGCAAGGAUGUUGGUGUUUGUUAUGCAUUUGUUGAAUUUGAAGAUAUGUCAGGCGUUCAUAAUGCAGUCAAGGCAGGAUCUGUUGAGAUAGCAGGAAGACAAGUAUACAUUGAAGAGCGGAGACCGAACAGUAACAUUCCUUCUCGAGGAGGAAGACGGGGUAGAGGCAGGGGUAGCUAUCAAUCAGAUGCACCAAGAGGGCGUUUCAAUUCAAGAAGCUAUGGCAGGGGAAAUGGUCAAGAUGGUGGUGAUCGCGAGUACAACAAACCAAGGGGAAAUGGUUACUAUCGACCAAGCCAACGUCAAGAGAGGGGAUAUUCAGGUCACCAUAUACCAAGAAAUGGGCAGAAUCAGGCAGAGUCCUCAGUCAACUAAUUAAAAUAUUUAGAGUCCAAUUUUGUGUCAGAUAUUUCAGUUUCAAUAGAUUAGACCAAAUACUGGUAUUUUUUAGUCUUAAAUUUUGUUGAAGAGGGUUCUAUUCCAUUUGUUCUCCAGGAAUUUUUGGGUGAGAUGGUAAUGUGUUUAUUUAAAACAUGACAUUUGCUUAGUCCCAAUUGAAAUAUGAAAUAGUUCUUAUUAUCAUUAAUUAAUAAUAAAGCUCUAGAGUUUGAUACUAAUAGCUUAAAU